AUGCUGAGGCCACAGGUCCACAGCACCCCUAACGUCGGGUCCUCCCACAGCCAGCUCUUCGGAUAUCGCGCGGUCCUUGUUCCGGGGUACGGGAAGGCUAAUGUCCUCGCAGGGAGGGUGCUAGGGAGGCCGUGGCGCGGCCGGAAGAAAGCGGGCAGGAUCAGCUGCUCCGCCGAGGACGUCUUAACAGAGACCACAAAACCGGACCACGGCCCCGUCAAGGUCAAGUGCGUCCUCACCGUCAAGCCGACAGUCGGCGGUGUGUUAAGCAACUUCGGCAUCUCCCGCGGCCUCGAUGAAAUCACGGACUUGCUGGGAAGGUCUAUCUUCCUCGACCUGGUCAGCACCGAUCUCGAUCCUGGUAACUCCUCUCUCUCUCUCUCUCUCUCUCUCUCUCUCUCUCUCUCUCUCUCUCUCUCGCUAUCUAUCUAUAUAUAUAUAUAUAUAUAACUAUCUAUCUAUCUAUCUAUCUAUCUAUCUAUCUAUCUGUCUGUCUACCUAUCGAUCUACAGAUCGUGCAACUGCAGAUUUUGACUUGCUGGCAAUCCGUCCUUUGAGAAUACCUCCGAUAUUACUACAGAGUAUUAAAUGGUGAUCAUCCUCACGUAAUCAAAUAUCCAUAGUUUUCUUACGGAUUAUUCUUCCCGAUUUUUGAAGAGACCGGAUUGGAGAAGAGCACCGUCCAGGCCUUCGUGCACAAAUCGAGCCUCGAGGACGGCAAACAGAGGUACGAGGGCGAGUUCUUGGUGCCCAAGGGGUUUGGCGAGAUCGGGGCCGUCCUUGUGACGAAUGAGCACCACCAGGAGAUGUUCUUCGAUGAGAUCGUCCUCUCCGGCUACGGCGAUUCCAAGGUCGUCGUGUCCUGCAAUUCCUGGGUUCACACCAAGUUUGAAAAUCCAGAGAAGCGUAUUUUCUUCGUAGACAAGGUGGGUCCGGCAUGUAAGAAUCAAGUUUUUUUAAUUAAACGUCUAAAAAACAUUGACUGAAAUACUCUAUGAACAUUUAUUACAUUUGGUCUUUAUGAUUUAUAGAACAUUGGCCAUAGCGGAUUCAUUUCUCCUCAUUUGAUAGCGUUCAUAACAACAAAGAGUCGCCGUACAUGGUCCGAAAAGUAGUAGAAAAGCUAAAGAAAAUUAGAUGAACCGAAGCUACUAAACAAAAUUCAGUGCGGCCUAUGCUUUAUGGUCUGACUACUGCCAUCUGAAUGAAGAUUGUCCAUCAAUGUCGUCCAGAGACUAAUUUUGAGAACAGCGGACUCUAAGCCAAACCAUGUAUAAUUCCCAUUUUCCAAUGCAAAAUUUGCCUUCUCUCCCUGUAAAAGCUUAUCGGGUUUUGACAAGACCAACGCACUCAUGGAAAGUAAAUGUAUCCACACAGCCAACCAUUUUGACAUAUGCAGGCCUACCUGCCUUCACAAACGCCAGGCGGGCUCCAUACGUUGCGGGAGAAGGAGCUCGACAUUCAGCGAGGUGAUGGGCGGGGUGAACGCAAGACCUUCGAGAGGAUCUAUGACUAUGAUACGUACAACGACUUGGGAGACCCGGAUAACAGCGACGACUUGGCUAGGCCAGUAUUGGGCGGUCAACGUCAUCCUUACCCAAGGCGAUGUAGAACGGGGCGACCAAGAACCAAGAAAGGUACUGAGAUUUCUCAUCAGUCAACGCCGUCGAUGUUGCGCUGUCGGCGCUGCCUCCGAGUUCGUUCUUUUGAGGGUAACCACCGGCUUACGGGAUUUUACAGACCCGCAAUCGGAAAAGAGGGCCAGCGAUAACUACGUUCCGAGGGACGAGUCCUUCUCGGAAGUGAAGGCGGUGACGUUCUCCGUGAAGACGGUGAGAUCGGUGCUGCACGCGCUCAUUCCCACCCUGGAGAACAUUAUCACCGACCCGAAGCUCGGCUUCCCCCACUUUACCGCCAUAGACAACCUCUUCGACGACGGCAUUGAGCUGCCGCCGGCGGAGAAGAAGGGGUUCCUCCAGACAGCCCUACCGAGUCUGGUGAAGGCGAUAAGCGAAGGAAAAGACGAUGUCCUGCUAUUCGACCCGCCGGCCAUGAUCGAGAGUCAGUCAUCUCCUUCCCCACCACUCCCGUUCCUCCCAUCUCAUUUUUAAAAAUUCACGCAUCACAGUUGAUCCACAAUCUUGGCAGAGGACAAGUUCUCCUGGUUUAGAGACGAGGAGUUCGCUCGGCAAACCCUCGCUGGUCUCAACCCCUUCAGCAUCGAGCUGGUCAAGGUGAGAAGAUGGGCUAGAUUUCUUUGAGGCAGACAAACAUAUCCCAUAGAAAUCACCGGUAGAAACGCUGAAAAUCCCUCACAGCCACGACCACCUUCCGGGUCUCGCAGGAAUUCCCCUUCGUCAGCAAGCUCGACCCACAGAUCUAUGGGCCUCCGGAGUCUGCAAUCACCAAGGAGAUCAUCGAAAGGGAGAUCAAAGGGAUCAUGACUGUAGAAGAGGUAAAACCAUAACCCCCUUCCCCCGGAUAUUUAGAAACGCCAACGGAGCAGCGUAAAGCCCAACUCCGCCCUUUGUACAGGCCAUCGAGAAGAAGAAGCUCUUCAUCAUAGACUACCACGAUCUGUUCCUACCCUACGUCCACAAGGUGAGGCAGCUUGAGGGAACCACGCUGUACGGAUCCCGCACCGUCUUCUUCCUCACCGAGGACGGGACGCUAUCGCCGAUCGCCAUCGAGCUCACCCGCCCGGCGUCCCCGACGGCGCCCCAGUGGAAGGAGGUGUUCACGUACACCUCGGACGCCACCGGCGCGUGGCUGUGGAGGCUCGCCAAGGCCCAUGUCUGCGCUCACGACGCCGGCUACCACCAGCUCGUCAUCCACUGGUAAAAGAUCAUCUUGCGCGUCGUUCGAAUCAGACAGAAUGGCCGAACCUCGGAGAUCGAAAGGUUUCUUCGCUGAUUAUCGAUUGAUGCUGUGAAGGUUGAGGACGCAUGCCUGCACCGAGCCUUACAUCAUCGCGACCAACAGGCAGCUCAGCGCUAUGCACCCGAUAAACAGGCUACUCCGCCCCCACUUCCGGUACACGAUGGAGAUCAACGCCCUCGCCCGGGAGGCCCUCAUCAACGCCGAAGGCACCAUCGAGACCUGCUUCUCCCCCGGCAAAUACUCCAUGGAGAUCAGCUCCGUGGCCUACGACAAGCUGUGGCGGUUCGACGAGCAGGCCCUCCCCGCAGACCUCAUCAAAAGGUACCCGUCACCACCGCCUCCUACUCCGACCCAGUAAAUCCGCCCGUCCUUGUGAUCUGAGAUUGACGAGCGGGGGGGGGGGUUGGUUCCUUGUUCUUGUAGAGGAAUGGCGGUGGAGGACCCGACGGCGUUUUUUGGCCUGAGAUUGACCAUCGAGGACUACCCGUUCGCCGCCGACGGCCUGCUCAUAUGGACGGCCAUCAAGCAGUGGGUCCAGGACUACGUGGGCCAUUACUAUGCAGGCCCCUCCGUCGUGACGUCCGACACGGAGCUCCAGAAGUGGUGGGAGGAGAUCCGCAACAAGGGCCAUGCUGACAAGAGGAAAGAGCCCUGGUGGCCGGCCCUGAACACGCCGGAGGACCUUGUCGGCAUCUUGACGACCAUGAUCUGGGUGGCCUCCGGGCACCACGCUGCCGUGAACUUUGGCCAGUAUCACUACGCUGGCUACUUCCCUAACCGACCCACAAUCGUCCGCAGCAGAAUGCCGGUGGAGGACGGGAACGAGCGCGACCUCAAGCGGUUCUGGGAGAAACCGGAGAGGACGCUGAUGGAGAACUUCCCCACGCAGAUCCAGGCCACGCGUGUCAUGGCGGUGCUGGACGUGCUCUCCGCGCACUCGAUCGACGAGGAGUACAUCGGCGACCUGCCGUCGGCGAUCUGGGACGACGACCUGACCAUAAAGGCAGCCUACGAGAGGUUCCGGGGGACGCUGACGGAGAUAGAAGGUAUCAUCGACGAGAGAAAUCAAGACCGCAACUUGAAGAACAGAUGCGGCGCAGGCGUCGUCCCGUAUGAGCUUCUGAAACCCUUCUCCAAACCCGGGGUCACCGGAAUGGGAGUUCCGAACAGCAUCUCCAUAUGA
Spirodela intermedia is the source of this 4063-nucleotide messenger RNA. The record is from the annotation of a GenBank genome assembly. Lineage: Eukaryota; Viridiplantae; Streptophyta; Magnoliopsida; Alismatales; Araceae.